Molecule: messenger RNA, 5032 nt
Organism: Carassius auratus (goldfish)
Lineage: Eukaryota; Metazoa; Chordata; Actinopteri; Cypriniformes; Cyprinidae
Product: trafficking kinesin-binding protein 1-like
Exons: 17
Coding region: 1242-3977 (911 amino acids)
Biological process (GO): protein targeting; neurogenesis; anterograde axonal transport of mitochondrion
Cellular component (GO): mitochondrion; cytoplasmic vesicle; dendrite
Molecular function (GO): myosin binding; GABA receptor binding
Source: RefSeq, a predicted model, not a curated record
AUGUGUGUAACAGCACUGAUCUUCCUGAGGUGGAAAUCAUCAGUUUGCUGGAGGAGCAGUUGCCUCAUUAUAAGCUGAGAGCUGACACUAUAUACGGCUAUGACCACGACGACUGGCUCCACACACCUCUCAUCCCACCUGACGUAAACCUCGACCUGACCACUGAACAGAUCGAGGAGACCCUCAAAUAUUUCCCAUGAUGUCAUCAGUGUGUGCCUUUCACCCAUAAGCCGAAGAACUGGCAGCUGGAAAGUCAUCAAUAGCAGGUCCACGGCACAGGAAAAUGACAUCAUGGAUGAACGCAAGCUUGUGAUUGGAUAAUUUACACCAGGGAUGCCCGACCCUGCUCCUGGCGAUCGACUGUCCUGCAAAGUUUAGCUCCAAUCCUAAUCAAACACACCUAAAGCAACUAGGCUCACUUAAAAAUUAAAGGAAGGUGUGUUUCAUUAGGAUUGGAGCCAAACUUUGCAGGACAAUCGAUCCGACAGGAUUGGGCACCCCUGAUUUACACCAUUCAAGUAUACAUUGUCAUGCUCAGUAAAGUCAAAUAAGCAAAUAUGAUCAAAUGAAAUCAAUAAAGUAUUUCAGUCUGCAAUGAAUAUCAAGGAAAAGCUUUUAUAUAGAUUAAAGAAGAAAAAUCCAGGAUUUAAAACGUCCAGGACAACUGCACAUUAAGAGUGUCUCCGUUUUUUUCACCAUCCUAUUUGCUGCAGUUCUUGGCACAGUGAAUUCUUUUGGCAGGCAGACAGCAGCAGAACACCUACCAUCACUGUACAAGCACUUAUACUUGAGCUGAGCAGCAAAAUGAAAGACGCUGCUAGAUGCCUGGCAGAAAAGAUCAGUGGAAGAGUGAUGGGGAAAUACAUGAGGAAGUUCAGCAGCAGAGCACAUGCAGACACAUGCAGUCACUAAUACAGGCUGGAGUCAGAGCCAGUUGUCAUGGCAACCUUUAUAUAGGGAGGCGCCUUGGAAAUGGGGAGAGAUGAGGAGACCGGGUCAGGCUGUGACGAAGCAGCUCUGAGGAAGUGCGCUCUGAUUGGCUGGCUUUGCUGGUAGGAGCCGCCCUCCUGAGUGUGAUACAACCUUGACUAUAGCGAAUGUCUUGUGACGAGUCAGAGGCAGAUCGGUAGAUCGGGCUACCAUGCUUCUGGGAGAAUGGGUGGCCAUGGGUACAUGUAUGUGUGUGUGACCUCAGACGCCGGACAGGAGAGGCUGAAGCUCAAGACUGAGGGAGACUGAGCAUGCAGAGGUUUGUGGAGGCUGAUUACUACGAGCUGGACUGGUAUUAUGAAGAGUGCACUGACGUUCUAUGUGCUGAUCGAGUGGGCCAGAUGACUAAGACAUAUAAUGAUAUAGAUGCUGUGACACGUCUCCUGGAGGAGAAAGAGCGGGAUUUGGAGUUGGCGGCUCGAAUUGGCCAGUCUCUGCUGAAAAAGAACAAAACCCUCAGUGAGAGGAACACCCUCCUGGAGGAGCAAGUGGAGCACAUACGAGAAGAGGUGUCUCAGCUACGUCACGAUCUGUCGAUGAAGGAUGAACUCCUGCAGUUCUACACAAGUGCAGCGGAGGAAAGUGAUGGAGAGUCUGCUUCUACCACACCUAUUCGCAGAACUGACUCCUCUUUUACGGUCCCGAAUUACCUUCCUCUAGAUUCACUACAGAAGAAACUCUUUGACCUGGAGGAAGAGAACAUCGUCCUGCGAUCAGAGGCAAAUCACUUGGAGACCGAGACCAUCUCGUUUGAAGAAAAGGAACAACAGCUUGUAAAUGACUGUGUUAAAGAACUCAGAGAUGCCAACAUACAGAUCUCUACGAUUGCGGAGGAGCUGGCUAGGAAAACAGAGGACGCCUCUCGGCAGCAAGAGGAAAUCACACACCUCCUCUCUCAGAUCGUGGACCUGCAGAAAAAAGCUAAAUCUUAUGCACUAGAAAACGAAGAGCUCACCCAGCACCUGGGAGCUGCUAAAGAUGCCCAAAGAGCACUAACAGCAGAGCUAAGGGAGCUGGAGGAUAAGUAUGUUGAAUGUAUGGAGAUGCUUCAUGAAGCUCAGGAGGAACUGAAGAACUUCAGGAAUAAAACGCUGCCUCUAAGUACACCGCGACGAUUCCACUCUCUCGGCCUCUUCCCCAUGGACUCUUUAGCUGCAGAAAUUGAAGGAACCAUGAGAAAAGAGAUUCAUUUGUCUGAUCCAGACGUAGAGGAACAAAGGUUGUACCCUAAACGUGUCUUUGAGACAGUGCGUAACAUCAACCAGACUGUUCGGCAGCGUUCCAUGGGCCCAUCCCCCAUGAACAUCCCAGGGUCCAAUCAGACAUCCUGCAUGAAUUCCAGGCAUCCUAGUUGUCUGAGCACACCCCGUUCAAGCAUGUAUGGAGGGGACGGUGUUGAAAUGGACAACCGCACUAACAGUAUGCUAAUGGAAACCCUGUCACAUCAGGACAGCUCUGAUGACUCCAACAGAAAGCCUGGCAUGCCUGGCACACCCGGCUCUCGUGACCUGGAGGCAGCACUGCGUCGUCUUUCCCUUCGACGAGACAACUACAUUAGCGAGCAGCGUUUCUUUGAGGAGGAGAGAGAGCGUAAACUCAACGCCCUGGCAGAAGAGAAGAGCGAAUUGUACGAGGAGAGACAUGGUGGGAGUGGCAGUGAAGACGGCGGCCCCCUCACUCCGGCAGAAAGCAUCAUGUCUCUGGGCACCCUGCACUCAGUUUACUCCAUCUACAGCACCCGAUCCUACCUGCCGGAGAAACUCCAGAUCGUCAAGCCACUGGAAGGUUCGGCCACUCUGCACGCAUGGCAGCAGCUCGCUCAGCCCCACCUGGGCGGCAUCCUGGAUACGCGGCCGGGCGUGGUGACCAAGGGCUUUCGAACACUGGAGCUGGACCUGGAAGGGGUGUACCAAUUCACUGACCUGGAGGAAGAUGAGCCAGGACGGCGUUCCCCUGCCACCUCUACCUCUUGCCUGGGCUCUCUGCCUUGUUCACCUGCUUUGCGACGACCUUUUGCCAACAAUCCUGAUAACCAGGAUGAGCAGCUCAGUAAAAAUGGAGGGAACCCUGGAGUGGGGUCAGACCAAAUGGAAGCUGUAGAUGAGGAGGUCUUAUCUGUUCAUUUCCCUGGUAAAUGUAUGUCUCACACCAGCUCCACAUACACCUUCACCACCUGCAGGAUCCUGCACCCUUCAGAUGAACUCACCAGAGUCACACCCAGUCUUUUGUCAGGUCCAUCACUGGCUUCCUGUGUGAUGUCACACAGCAGUCUGCGCUCCACCCCUGUGUCCACCCCCUGCACGCCUCGUCGCCUCAGCCUGGCGGAGAGUUUCACCAACCUCCGCGACUCAACCAAGACCACCAGUACCUCUCUGGGACUAGUGCGCCUCCUACAGGAGAGAGGUAUAUCUGCUGCUGUCUAUAACCCUCUCAGUUGGGACAGGGUGGAUCGAGCCCCUCCAACAGACCCCUGUUCAUCACACACUGCCACCCCCACGCACACUUGCCUGGACACUCUCCCCUCCACCCCUCCAAACUCCCCCAGCAAAACCAAACCCACCAGUCAUGUGUUCCCUGUAGACUACAGCCCAUCAGACCCCCCGUAUGAAACCUUCCUGGCUUCACGGCCAGCCAGCUCGAUUCUGAAGGAAGUGCUGGAGGCAGACAAAAGGGCUCGGACAGACAUACAGUGUCAGACUGAAGUUAGUGUGCAGAACUUGAGACUGGUGGACAAGGUGAAGAAGUUUAGCCUGGCUCCCAGAACUUUGACCCCAGGGAUGGGAAGGCCGGGACCGCCAUUUAGAUCCCACGCUGUUGUAACUUCCCCUAUGGGGGGACUGCCAGUGCUGAACUCAGGGAUGAGAAGAAACCGCAGUUACCCAGCUAUGGUUGGGGCUAGUAUGGCUAUGAAGGGCCCGGGGCCCCCCAGUGAGGACGUGAUGUUGGCCCCUGGGCCACCCAGACGAACUAGCCUCAAUGAAAAGUGAAUGUUGCCUCUCUGUUGUCCCCUUUUGCUUUCAUUUAUUUGUAAUAUGCAUUGAUACAGUAUAUCAUCCCUGUGACAACUUGAGUGCCUGUUAUCAAGAUGAUAUUUGUAUAGAUUAUUUUGCUAUAACAACAUAUUUUAUCUAUUUCUCUGUCCAUCUGACCAGCAUUCAAGAACAAUUCAUUCAGCAUUGUCACAUACUGUAUCUUGGUAUAUUCCAAGCGUUUGUCAUUGUGUGAAAAAAAAACUAAUGGAAUUUGCACUUGAUAGCUGCAAAACAAUGUAGCAUAUAAACAGAGCAGAAAAUUCAUACCCCCAAAUUACUUUUAAUUUAAGCACUUUUUUUAAUCUACUCAAGGAUAAAAGAAUAAGCAAGAAAGUGUAUUUUUUGUCAUUGUUAAUCUUCCAAUUUAACAUUUCAAAAUUGUUUCAUUUCGUGAUGUUAGCAAGAGCACUAAUAGCACCUUAAUGCUAAUGGUAGCCUAGACAAUGAAGUUAUAUCAUUUAUAAUUAUUUUUAGGUCAGAAUUUACUUUUGAAUGGCCAUGUUGUAGCACUUUAUAUCAGCCCCUUUAGUGUGCCAGAAAUCUGUAAAACAUGGUUUUAUUAGAACAAAUACCAUCACAGAAUCCUUUUCCAUAUAGUCCAGCUAAUAAAAUAAAGACAGUGUAAAAGGCUUAUUAAUGCAUUAUAUAAAAAUAAUUAUAUUGUAAUACCAGAGUUCAAUAUCGCGACUCUCAAUAGGCGCUGACAUGAAUUAGUGAUAAUUUGCACAUUAGCACAAACUCUGUUUUACAUCCUCAUAAGUCGACUGACUGAAAUACUUCAGAGAGAAACAGAGACCACGGGCCUGUGAAGGUGCUGCAUGGAGAAUUGCAGCAAGUUUGAACUUGAAACACAAUCAUGUUCAUGUUAAGACAUCUUUUAAUGACGUUUUGUUGAGACCAAUAUUAUUUAUAGGUGUGGAUGUACAUGCCAUUUGGAAUUGCAGUAUCGAAGGCUUUAUACAAUUUCAUUGUUCAAAAGUAUGUCAGGUUCAAAUGAAAAAAAAAAAAAA